AUGGCGGCUGCGGCGUCCGAGUCGCUGGCCUCGGGUGGCCCCGGGGCUGUGCGGCUGCCGCGCUCGCCGCCACUCAAGGUGCUGGCAGGGCAGCUGCGGCGGCACGCAGAGGGUGGCCCGGGCGCGUGGCGGCUGUCGCGGGCGGCGGUGGGCCGCGCGCCGCUGGAGCUGGCGGCGGUGUGGAUGCAGGGCACUGUGCUGGCGGCGGAAGGGGGCCAGGCGCGGCUGCGCGACCCGAGCGGGGCCUUCUCCGUGCGCGGCCUGGAGCGCGUACCACGCGGCCGGCCCUGCCUACUCCCAGGAAAGUAUGUGAUGGUGAUGGGGGUGGUUCAGGCCUGCAGUCCUGAGCCCUGCCUGCAGGCUGUGAAGAUGACUGAUCUUUCUGACAACCCUGUCCAUGAAAGUAUGUGGGAACUGGAGGUGGAAGACUUACACAGGAACAUUCCUUAGAGCUGGAACCUUCUAAGAACAGCUUCCCCCUGAAGUAAUUUACCCACAGAUGGGUCUCAGGAACAUCACAGAAGUUUCUUGAAGAGAUUUCCUUUGGUUGAGCCAGACGUCUGGACCCUGGGAGCUGGAGCUUCAGUUGUCUCAGCCACUCCUCUCUGCUGGUGCUUUGCUUGCUGAUGAGAAGCAGAUGCCGCCCCCCACCCCUGUCACUUACAUGUGUUCCUGUGUCUCGCUGAAGCACAUGGAGAGCUCAUGUCGUCUUUUCCUAAUUUUGUGAGUGAUAACACUUUCUCCUUGACUGUCCUUCUGAAUUCCAGUUGUUGCCAAUGGAUUAAAAUUAUAGACAUGAGGACAGAACGGCGUAGUGGCCUGCCUCCCAUUGCCAGCUAUUGCCAUCUCGUAGGGGCAGGUACCAGCCCUUGCUGGCAGCUCUCUCUGCUUCAAUGUGAUCAUUCCUCACUGUCUGUUCCCUUAGAUUCCAGAGCUGAGGCCGGCUGUUGAGAAUGGUCGGAAUUCUCACAAUUCUCUGUUGAACUUAAAAAUCCAAGAUGAAUACAGACUUUUCAAACAUUUCUGCUUCAAAACUGUUAUGGAGAAACAGCCAGGGUGGGACUAGCCUGCGGGCUUAGAGUCCUGCCCUUCUUUCUGGAUGAAAUACCUUUCUGUUGGGAUUGUAGCAGUGUUGGGUUUGGCUUUCUGCUGAUCAACAGGGCUAGAUUCACUUGGAUGGCAAAGACCAAGAAGUCCGUCUUAUGUUACAAUGUUGCUGCAGGACUUUUCUAGUAACAUCUUUGUAUGGUGUAGUUUUUAAAUGUAAGCUCUAUUAUCUGUUUGUCUUAAAGACAGUGUCUUAUAUAGCUCAGGUAGUCUCCAACUCGUGACCCCCUCCUCUCCGUUCCAGACUGUUGAGAUUACUGGUGUGCACUACUACGUCUGCAAUGCUGGGGUUGGAGCCCAGGGCUUUCUGCACGCUAAGCAAACACUGUAUUACUAAGCCACGUUUCCAGCCUAAAAUGUUGAUUUAUUAAAAUAAUUUUAGGUUUUCAGAAAGUGCUCCCAA
Molecule: messenger RNA, 1510 nt
Organism: Grammomys surdaster
Lineage: Eukaryota; Metazoa; Chordata; Mammalia; Rodentia; Muridae
Gene: Rmi2
Product: RecQ mediated genome instability 2
Exons: 2
Coding region: 1-450 (149 amino acids)
Biological process (GO): DNA repair; negative regulation of double-strand break repair via homologous recombination; maintenance of rDNA
Cellular component (GO): nuclear speck; cytosol
Source: RefSeq, a predicted model, not a curated record